CCCAUACGCCCAAAAGUCCAAAACACACGAGCAUCUACAAACUCACACAGGUCAAACCCAGAGGAUAAAGACGACCCAAUCUAUCUAUCUAUCUAUCUCACUUACAGUUCAGAAAAAAAAUAGGGUUUGUGUUUAAUUGAUUCAGUUCCAUCAUCUGAAGCAUAAUCUUUUCGGUGUUGCAAAGAGUUGACUUCGUCUCCGUUAAGCAAAAUAGUUGAUCUUGUCUUCAUAAACAAGUGAUGGCUGGUGAAGACGAAAAAAACUUGGUGGAAAUCCUGGAAGAAAAUCACCCGAUCGACAUCACCAAAUACACAAACUACGUCCAUUCCCCGCAAUGUGGUGCCAUCGCCACUUUCUUCGGCAACACCCGUGACACAUUCGAUGGAAAAACCGUAAUCGAGCUAAGAUACGAAGCGUACGUGCCAAUGGCUAUUCGUUGCCUUAAAUCCAUUUGUUCGUCAGCCAGAUCCUUAUGGAACCUCAACGCCAUCGCUGUGGCCCACCGACUGGGCUCCGUUCCUGUAGGCGAAACAAGUGUUUUCGUCGCCAUUUCAUCUGUUCAUCGGGUUGAUGCAUUGGAUGCUUGUAAGUUUGUUAUCGAUGAGCUCAAAGCAUCUGUUCCGAUAUGGAAGAAAGAGGUUUACUCAAACGGUGAAGUGUGGAAAGAAAACAUGGAGUUUCUUGAGAGAAUACCGGAAAUUGGGAAGAUUAGGUCGUGCUGCAAACCGAAAGUGAAGGUGGAGGGUGAUGAAGUGGUAAAAACGGGUUGUUGUGGGCCGAAGGUGAAGGUGGAAGAUGAUAAUGGCAAUGCAUGAUCAUCUAGAAUUGUGGUGGGUUGUUUUCAGUUUUGUGUUUGUAUUUUGGCAUUGUGAACAUAAUAUGCAAUAAAAUGCCUGCUUCUAUGAUUCAUAUUAAGUUAUAAACUGAGAAAGAGUAUAAUGAGCCAUUUAAAUCUAA
This is a messenger RNA of Helianthus annuus (common sunflower), 957 nucleotides long. Its product is annotated as molybdopterin synthase catalytic subunit. Gene Ontology annotation, molecular function: molybdopterin synthase activity. NCBI's taxonomy places the organism in Eukaryota, Viridiplantae, Streptophyta, Magnoliopsida, Asterales, Asteraceae. The record is from RefSeq and is a predicted model, not a curated record. Gene Ontology annotation, biological process: Mo-molybdopterin cofactor biosynthetic process. Bases 240 to 815 code for a protein of 191 amino acids. The transcript has 2 exons. Gene Ontology annotation, cellular component: cytosol.